This is a messenger RNA of Diabrotica balteata, 2181 nucleotides long. NCBI's taxonomy places the organism in Eukaryota, Metazoa, Arthropoda, Insecta, Coleoptera, Chrysomelidae. The record is from the annotation of a GenBank genome assembly.
GAAAACUGAUUAGUUAAUUUAUUUUUCAAUAUUUUAAGAUAUCUCCAAAUGCUCCAAGCAACAAUACAAAUUUUUAAAUCUGCCAUGAUUUCCCGCCGCGCAUUGUUUAAAAUCAACAACCUGUUGCUUUAUCACGUUCAUCAGGUAAGUGAAAGAAUGCAGAUAAUUCUAGUAAUUGAAUAAGUUUUUUUAUUAAACGAUUAAUGGGAGACAACUUUUUCUUUCUUCUUUCAAGCUUGUGUUAACGUUUUAGAUAUUGUUGACCUCUUUCUUCAUUAAUUUGACCGGUCGCUUGUUUGCGUAUUAAGGUUAUCGCAUGGAUUCUUAUAGACGUGUUUUUACAAUUGAUUAAUACAAUCAAAGUUAGUAUUGAGAUAUAAAACGAAUUUUGGUAGUAAAUAAUUUAUAAUCACUGUUUAUAAAGCAAGUUAAACGUUUGUCGAUAUUUAUUUGAGGUUAGUAUACCAUAACCUUUAGUUUGUACAUUACUUUUUAAUUACUAAAGUCUCUCUUAUUUUAUUUUAAUUCGUAUAAUUUAUUAGGGAAUAAUUUACUAGAAGUAAUUUAUAUCGUUGACAAUGAAAAGUGUUAAAAUAUUUUUUCAACCACAGGUCCAAAAAGUGUUAUUUACCCAAUUAGUUCCAAGAAGUUUUAGUACAACUACUAACAGAAUGGCUAAUGCUGAUAUCUCCAAGACUUUGAACGCUAACCUUUGGGACUCAGAUCCUGAGUUGUGGGAUAUCAUCAAGAAAGAGAAAAGGAGGCAAAUUACAGGAAUAGAGUUGAUUGCAUCAGAAAAUUUUACCACAUUACCAGUAUUACAAUGCCUAAGUACUUGUCUACAUAAUAAGUAUUCAGAGGGAUUGCCUGGAGAGAGAUAUUAUGGUGGAAAUGAAUACAUUGAUCAGAUUGAAAGAUUAGCUCAAAAAAGAUCUUUAGAAGCUUUCAACUUAGAUCCUGAACAGUGGGGAGUAAAUGUCCAACCUUACUCUGGAUCACCUACCAAUUUUGCAGUCUACACAGCCGUUGCUGAACCACACGGCAGAAUAAUGGGUUUGGAUUUGCCAGAUGGUGGUCACUUAACACAUGGUUUUUUCACUCAAUCUAAGAAAGUUUCAGCUACUUCCUUGUUCUUCGAAUCCCUGCCAUACAAGGCGGACCCAGCAACCGGUCUUAUAGACUACGACAAACUCCAAGAAUCCGCAAGACUGUUUAAACCAAAGAUAAUAAUAGCUGGUACAAGUUGCUAUUCGAGACCAUUAGACUAUAAACGCUUCAGAGAAAUCUGUGAUGAAGUUGGCGCAUAUCUAAUGUCAGAUAUGGCGCAUAUUUCUGGUUUAGUCGCAGCAGGUGUAACUCCAAGUCCUUUUGAAUACAGUGAUAUAGUCACCACGACAACACACAAGAGUCUUCGAGGACCUAGGGCUGGUGUUAUAUUUUUCCGUAAAGGAGUACGGAAAGUCACUCCCAAAGGAGAGAAGAUACUAUACGACUUGGAGAACAAAAUUAAUCAAGCAGUAUUUCCAGGAUUACAAGGUGGUCCACACAACAACAGUAUUGCAGGCAUCGCAACAUCUAUGAAAAUGUCGAAAACUCCAGAAUUCGUUGCGUACGCAAAACAAAUCGUAGCCAAUGCCAAACGACUGAGCGACGGUCUUCAAUCCAAAGGCUACAAGGUGGUUACCGGUGGCACUGAACUUCAUGUAAUGUUAGUCGAUCUGAGAUCAGCAGGCUUAACAGGAUCCAAAGGAGAGUAUGUGCUGGAAGAAGUCAAUAUUGCUUGCAACAAAAAUACCGUACCUGGAGAUAAGAGUGCAUUUAAUCCAUCUGGAAUUAGAUUAGGAACUCCUGCUAUAACAACUCGUAACAUGAAAGAAAAGGAUAUCGAUCAGGUUGUAGACUUCAUUGACAGAGCUUUAAAAAUAGCCAAAGAAGCGACAGCCCUUUCUGGACCGAAGCUCGCCGAUUUCAAAAAAGUGAUUCAUGAAAAUGCUGACAUCAGCAAGAAAGUAGCAACUUUAAAGGAUGAAGUAAACAGAUACAGCGAAAAGUUCCCUCUUCCGGGAUAUCCUGAAUAUUGAGAAUCUCAGUCCAAGUUUUAUUUAUUGUGGUCAUAUUCUAAUUUUAAUUUUUAAGAUUUAGCAAUAAAAAAUUUAAAAAGCAAUAAAACAUUUUAAGAUA